CUUGCCAGUUGUAUAGCUUCAUCGUAAGUCAACCCCAUUUCCUUUAAGUCUCUAGUAAUUGUUUCUCUCCAUGAUGUUGGUGGUCUUCCCAUUCUUGUUUCUCCUCCUUGUGGUUCCCAUUGUAAUACUCGCAUUGUUCCCCGUUGAAUCAAUUGUUAUCAAUUACAUGGAAACAUUUGUUUCGGUCUAAAAGUUCAACUGACGUUGGAUCUAAAAGAUCCGAUUUUUCUCUGGAAUCGAGCCAAAAUGAUACAAGCAACAUCCACGUUUACUGGCACUAAUUUCACUACUUUUGAAUGUUAAACUUUAGUACUGGAUUCUUAUAAGCCACAGGAAAGAUCCGCUGCAUUCAGAGGUUCGGAGAUACUGUUCUCGUGUAACACGCCUGUUUUUUUCAAUAGUUGACGAUGGACGAGGCGGCGAAGGGACAGAAAGCUCACGGGGCGAUCCCCGCGAAGUAGAUUUCUCGAAAGUUGACGAGGUACGGAGCGAUGACGAGGAAGGAUGUCUGCGAGGCGAUCCCCGCGACGGAGCUAAAGGUAGUCCAUCGCCCACCUCUGGUAGAGAUAUCUUUCCUACUAUCGCAGGUGGUGAUGGUUGGAGUGCAUCGGCGGUUUACUGCGUUUGUCGACGACAGGAAGAAUGUAGUCUUUCGCUGUUUCAGCUCAGACACGUUUGCUUUUAG
Molecule: messenger RNA, 685 nt
Organism: Didymodactylos carnosus
Lineage: Eukaryota; Metazoa; Rotifera; Eurotatoria; Philodinida; Philodinidae
Source: the annotation of a GenBank genome assembly